UCAGUCAGGAAGCACUGGAAGAUUUCACACAUUAGAGCGGGCUUUGUUCCAACAAGACAGGCCUGAGGGUUUUUUUUUUGUUUUUUUAAACAGAUGAAUGAAUAAGAGCCGAAGAGAGAGAGAGUGCAACAAGAGGAGAGAGAGAGAGAGAGAGAGUUAAAACGACCCGUGGAAGUGGGAGGUGGGAAAAGAGUUUCCUGUUGUUGGACAAGAUCAGUCAGGACAGAGCGAGCGAGCAGCCUGGAGAGACAGAAAGUCCAGCUAGACAGACAGACAGAGAGAGAGAGAGAGAGAGAGAGAAGAUGGGGUUCUCUAUGCUCCUGGUUGCCGUGUUGGCAUUGCCGUAUGUGUCCUUGGCCGAGGUCGAAGGAAACAGCACCGCACUCGCUCAGGAUAUUCAGAGCGAUGCGGGUGUGAGAGGCAGAGGAGACACUCCAGACAUCAUCGAGGAACCUGAACCCACGGCCGCCGACUCCGACUACGAGAGCAACUACAACUACUUGUUGUCCAGGCUCACGGCGGUGGAUCAGGCCAUCCAUAAGCUGAACGUGGGUCACUACACGCUGGACGUGAAGGUGAGUCAGCUGCUGGACAGGUUGCUGAGGCUGGAGGGCAAAGUGGCCGACGUCGAGGACUCCAUCCAUGACGUCUCCAACUUCUGCAAGGACAACCGCAGAGAAAUCGGACGUCUGGAAGGUUGCGUCAAGGGCCGGAAAGUUGGUCAGAAGUGCUUCCUAGUGUACCAUGUGUACGACACCUACGUUGGCGCUUCACAGAAAUGCCAGGAGCGCGGAGGACGCAUGGCAAUGCCGCGGGACCGGCGUGAACAAGAGGCUCUGGCGGAGUACGUGAAGCUGGCGUUACCCGGCAGUAACUGGCCCGUGUGGCUGGGCAUUAAUGACUUGCUCUCUGAGGGGCUUUACCUGUUCGACGACGGCACGCGGGUCACUUAUUUCCAGUGGAGGAAGCACUUCCUGUCCAGCCAGCCAGAUGGCGGGAAACGGGAGAACUGCGUCGCCAUGUCCUCCGACGAUGGAGACUGGUGGGAUAACUACUGCGAUCGCCGCAUGUACUACCUGUGCGAGUUUGAGGCUUGACCUGUAAUCGGGUUCGAGUCCAAAGUCUCCUAAGUUAUAUUUAAAGGGGCGGUGUGUAAUAUUUUUCCUGCCUUUCUUUACAAACAAUCAUCAACCAUCGGUUGGAAAGACAUACUUUCUUGUGAGUUGCAGAGCUGAGCAGGUGGGGGCGGAGCUUAUUUCAGGGCCAGAAAUAUGGAAUCCAAAACAGUGAAACACCAAACAGCAAAUUAAACACGCCACCCUCUCUCUCUCUCUCUCUUCAAUAAUUCACAACAAUGUAGCAAUAUUAUUUCCGCUAAAACACUCGACACACUGUACCUUUAGCUCUGAUGACGUCAUUAUUAUCAAACUACUUAGUGGCAUCGCAGCUUUAACUCUUUCCGUAAGAGUAGCUACUUCCUCGUUUGUUUACUCGCAAUUUGUCGCACACGGAGUUGACGGUAGAAAGAAAGCGUUCUUUGUUACGAAAAGAACACGAAAGCGGGUUUCCUGAUGACUCUGGAUGGAUUUGAAUAAAAUCUUUUUUUUAUUUAACUUGGAA
Messenger RNA from Hemibagrus wyckioides, 1620 nucleotides. It is a transcript of the gene clec11a, whose product is annotated as C-type lectin domain containing 11A. The transcript has 4 exons. The coding region runs from base 303 to 1097 and encodes 264 amino acids. Lineage: Eukaryota; Metazoa; Chordata; Actinopteri; Siluriformes; Bagridae. The record is from RefSeq and is a predicted model, not a curated record.